CCACAAUGCGAAAAGAAAAGCUCCACAUCAACAUCGUGGUCAUCGGCCAUGUCGACUCUGGAAAGUCCACCUCCACCGGUCACCUGAUCUACAAGUGCGGAGGAAUCGACAAGAGGACGAUGGAGAAGUACGAGAAGGAAGCUGCCGAGAUGGGCAUGGGCUCCUUCAGGUACGCCUGGGUGCUGGACAAGCUGAAGGCCGAGCGUGAGCGUGGUAUCACCAUCGACAUCGCUCUGUGGAAGCUUGAGACCACAAAGUACAGAGUGACCAUCAUUGAUGCUCCUGGACACAGGGACUUCAUCAAGAACAUGAUCACUGGAAUCCUCUGUCGUCGCUUUGCUGUGCGACACAUGAGGCAGACUGUGGGUGUCGGCGUUGUCAGCACCAAAAUGUUCACCAAUGAACACAGUCCUGGCCUGAACGGAUCUAUUAAACUGUAUGUAGAGACAGCGCCACCUACUGGCAACAGGAAGUAA
Messenger RNA from Platichthys flesus (European flounder), 476 nucleotides. RefSeq names its product elongation factor 1-alpha-like. Gene Ontology annotation, biological process: translation; translational elongation. Gene Ontology annotation, molecular function: GTPase activity; GTP binding; translation elongation factor activity. NCBI's taxonomy places the organism in Eukaryota, Metazoa, Chordata, Actinopteri, Pleuronectiformes, Pleuronectidae. The record is from RefSeq and is a predicted model, not a curated record. Bases 6 to 476 code for a protein of 156 amino acids. The transcript is spliced from 4 exons.